AUGGACGGAAGUCAGCUUUAUGCUGAGGCGCUGGUAGCGCGCAGGAGUGACAUCGUCACUGUUCGUCUCGCGGCGGGCACUCAUGUCACGGUGCCUAAGGUCCCUGUGGACCUGGGCGUGAAGUUUUUGGAUUUCGAUAGCGUGGAACGCUGUCUGGUCUUAGAUCUCGAUUCGAGAUAUGAUCUCAUCCUUGGUAUGGCGUGGCUGGAACGCUACGAGCCUUGGAUCGAUCGGAGGUCGAAGACCCUUGGUGCUACGCACUUCUCUCCUGGCGGAGCAUUGGCGAGUCAUGAACCCACCUCUGCUAGGAAGCCGAAGCGCUUCUGGCGCGAGCACUGGACCGAGUCGGUCAAUGUGCUGGACAUCGGAGUCUUCGAGUUGGUGGGCACUGAGUAUGUCGAGAACGAGCGUUCCGAGCGUGGCUCGCGGACGGCAGGUGGGUCGGCACGAAUUCCGCUGAGCGGGUGUGCGUCUGAGGACGACGCCCUGCUGUAUUCAAGUGAAGACAAGGUCGGCAUGAAGCCGAGGAGCCAUGGGCGCGGCCCGGCUGUUGAAGGAUGUGGGGCGGCACUAAUUCCGCUGAGCGGGCGUGCGUCUGAGGGCGACGCCCUGCUGCGUGCCGGUGAAGGCGCGGUCGGCACGAUACCGAAGAACAAGGGGCUUUGCCCGGAUGAAGAUCGUGGAGUGGCACGUAAUCCAUUGAGUGGAGGCUGCGGAUCAUGCAGCUCUUCGCUGAGUGUCGGUAAAGACACUGGAGCUCCCCUGGAGCUGAACGAGGUGGUGACACCUGGCAUCAAGACGCACGCGAAAUUACGGAGCUCUUCAGGGCGGACGGUGUCCAUGAAGAGGAGGCAGCGCCGCAAAGCGCUGGCUGUGAGACGUAAGGCGUCUGCGAUCUCACGAGUCGAGAAGGGCGUGUCGAGCGGUGAGGCUCCACGCGAGAGCGAGCAGCUCUAUACACUCAUGAAUGGAGUGACGGGCGACGUCGACGGAGGUAUCAACCUCGACGACUUGCCCUCACUGUCUGCUCUCCUGGAGCCGGACGAGAUGUCCUUGGCCGAGUUCGGCGAAGCCUUGAAGGCUGGAGACUUGGCUGAGGUUGUGGCCAGGAAGGGCCUUGCGUACACGCUCAAUCUUCCGAAGAAGAUGCGGACGCACCCCGUCUUCUACGUGGGCUUGCUCAAGCCAUACCAGGACCCGAUGCAGGUGCAGAUGGAGGCACCGAGGGUGACGAGGUCACAGGCGCGGAGGCCGCGGUCGUCGAGGACGCAGUCGCAGGCGUCGAGGACGCGGCCAUCCACGCGGGCACCGCAGGCACAGGCGGAAGAAUCGGCGCCGGAGGUGCCGCGGGCACAGCGAGAGCCGCAGGCGCUGGAGGCGCAGCAGUCGGAGCCUGCAUGCGGGCCAGGAGGUCGAGAUGACCCUGAAGCACAGUCUGCUGACGCUUGCCCCAAGGCGGUCCCAGACCUCUCGAGGUACCUCGCUCCAUUGAGUCCGCUCGGCGAGCUGGUCGAGUUCAGUGGCAAUCCGGCCCAGACGCGCAUCAACGUCAUGGAUGUGAUCCCGAAGGCGACUCGCCUGCUGCCGCGCCUCCAAGAGCUCACCUUGAGUCGCAAAGGGGCCCCCAGCGGCCUCCACCAGCUCUGCUCGAUGAACAUGGGAAUCUGCAUUACUAUGUGGAGCGCCUCCUGGCGAAGCGGCGGUGCCGGGGUCAAAACCAGUAUCUG
Phytophthora sojae is the source of this 1727-nucleotide messenger RNA. RefSeq lists its product as hypothetical. The transcript is spliced from 3 exons. Lineage: Eukaryota; Oomycota; Peronosporomycetes; Peronosporales; Peronosporaceae. The record is from RefSeq and is a predicted model, not a curated record. The annotation marks the transcript as partial.